Molecule: messenger RNA, 7038 nt
Organism: Spodoptera frugiperda (fall armyworm)
Lineage: Eukaryota; Metazoa; Arthropoda; Insecta; Lepidoptera; Noctuidae
Gene: MED23
Product: mediator of RNA polymerase II transcription subunit 23
Exons: 17
Coding region: 351-4364 (1337 amino acids)
Biological process (GO): positive regulation of gene expression; regulation of transcription by RNA polymerase II
Cellular component (GO): transcription regulator complex; mediator complex
Source: RefSeq, a predicted model, not a curated record
CUGUUGGCUGGUUGUCACAUUUGUGUUUCUGUCAAUCUGAGCCAGCUUGCCCUUACAAAACUUAGAUGCAUUCUUUUUUAACUUGUGUUUUGUUAAUCUUUUACUGAUAUUAAGCUUAUCUCUAUAAUGUUGUUGUCCUAAGAAUUGAAUGAACUUCCUCAAUCUAUCGGAACAAUUUUGAAUAAAUUGAUUAUUCAGGUGUAACCUAGCGUAUGGCUUGAGCACCUGUUUGAACGGCAAACUGUUAAUGUUGUGGUACCAUGUCUCAAUAUUAUUAAUUAUGAUCGUCUGAUCUAUUUCGUGAGAGUUUGAAGUGAUUUAUAUCUAGGGAAUAUCAUAGAACCACAACGAUGGGAGACUCCCCGGUCGCUAGCAUUGUUAGCGAGAUUUUGAGAGUGGAAGCAGUAGAAGAAGCAUUCAGUUGCUUCUUAGUUCAUAAACCAGAGGAAGAAAAUGAAGUGUUAGGGAUGUAUCAGAAGAGACUCAGUGGUAUCAUGACCCACUUGAGCACUGAGAUGCAGGAGUCGGCUCUACGCCAGUACCUGACUCCUACGGCCGUUCUCACCAACCGUUACAAAAUGAAACAGCUGCUUGGUCUCUUAGAGAAUUUGGUGAAUACAAAUGUUAUUCAGGCUCGAAUGUUAUGUGAUUGUAUCUUGACCAAUGAAAAACUGAUCUAUCAAAAUGCUGAUUUUUGGAUUGAAAGUUUCAAUUUAAUCAGGAGGAUUAUUGGAGGAGUAGACUACAAAGGUGUAAGGGAAAUAAUGAAAGGAUGCAGAGAAAAGGCUCAAACAUUGCCAGUCAGGCUAAACUCAAGUACAAUGCCUCAGCUCAAAGCAUUGUACAGUGUAAUUGAAUAUAUAUUUGACAGGAAUGCUUCCUUACUUCCUGCAUAUUUCAUUGUAACUGAAAUUCAAAAGGAUUACCCUGGUAAUAACCAUUGGCCGCACUGGCAAUUGGCAAAACUUCUUUCUAGCUUUGUGGAGAGUUUUAAACCAUGUGCUCAAAUGGUUUCUAUUAUUGGACAUUCACAAAUGUUACCUGUUGUUGAGUUUUCGGGCUAUGCAGAUCACCUUGUAAAUCCAUGGCGACUAGAUCCCACAACAUUAAAGUUCUCUCUAAAGGGCAAUCUGCCUUAUGAUGAAGAACUUCUAAAGCCCCAGAUUUCAUUGCUGAGACAUGUUUUGCAACAACCAUACUCUAGAGACAUGAUGUGUUCGAUGCUUGGCCUACAGAAGCAACAUAAACAACGCUGUAUAGCAUUAGAGGAUCAAUUAGUCGAACUUAUGAUUCUGCCAAUGGAAAAAAGCGAACAAGAGAAUGAAGAUGAUGAAAUGUCUUCAUCACACUGGUGUUGGCUUCAUUUGUCAUCACAGGUCAUAUACUUAAUCCUCAUUGGAUUUGCUUCUUUUCCCAACAUUGUGAUGGGUCUCCACAGCAAAUUGAUUGGCCAUGAUAUGAAGAAAGGAAGAGACCACCUCAUGUGGGUGUUACUACAAUUUAUAUCUGGAAGUAUUCAAAGAAACCCAUCAUCCAAUUUCUUGCCAAUAAUAAAACUGUAUGAAUUGCUGUAUCCUGAGAAGGAACCUCUACCUGUGCCUGAUUGCACGAAGGCCCAUUGCACACAUCAGAUGGCUGUAGUGUGUAUUUGGAUGCACUUGUUGAAGAAAGCCGAAACUGAACAUAAAACUAUGUCUAUGCCACAAAAUUUAAAAGUGCAGUAUGAGUACCUCCAGCAUUUGUUUACGUCAAACAACACACCAACAUUGAUGGGCUCAGAUUACCGCAUAGCUUUGCUGUGCAAUGCUUAUUCUACAAAUCAGGAAUAUUUCGCCAGACCGAUGGGAGUUAUCAUUGAAACACUUUUUGGGAGCCAGAAAGCUAUGCCCAAUGGGAAUCCGACUACCCCUCUGCCUACAGUACCAUUGUCCAUGUGCAUACUUGACAGUCUGACAUUACACUGUAAAAUGUCACUUAUUCACUCCACCGUUACUCAUGUUGCUAAAUUAGCUCAGAAUAAGAGUAACAUACCAGGCAAUAACAUGAUGGCGCCUGCAUUAGUGGAGACUUAUAGCCGUUUAUUGGUUUAUACUGAAAUUGAGUCUAUGGGGAUCAAAGGUUUUAUACAUCAGCUACUUCCGAAUGUUUUCAAAUCUCAUGCUUGGGGUAUUCUUCAUAACCUGCUGGACAUGUUUUCGUACCGUAUCCACCACGUGCAGCCGCACUAUAGGGUGACACUCUUGUCUAACAUACACUCCUUAGCUGCGUACCCUCAAGCCAAUCAAACACAGUUGCAACUAUGUUUCGAAAGUACUGCAUUAAGAUUGAUAACGAGUUUGGGCAGCUCUGGAGUGCAAUUGCAAAUGUCGAGAGUAGUUUCCGAGCCGAAGUCGCUCGUCUCCUCCGAAAGUGAGGAGUUGAAUCGAGUUCUAGUGCUGACUCUUGCACGUGGAAUCUAUAUGACGGGAGCUGGUAGCGACGGAGCGGCAGUGAAGGAACUCCUCACUACUAUAAUGACAAACACGCCGCACAUGUGGUCCCAACAUACGCUGCAAUGCUUCCCUCCGAUGCUGGUGGAAUUUUUUGCUCAGAAUCCGGCUCCUAAAGAGAAUAAGCAGGUGCUGAAGAAAUCGGUAGAGGAGGAGUACCGCAAAUGGACUUCAAUGGCUAACGACAACGACAUAAUAUCACAUUUCUCGGUGCCGGGCACGCCUCUCUUCCUUUGCCUGCUAUGGAAGAUGAUAUUUGAGACGAAUAGAAUCAACCCUGUAGCUUUCAAGAUCUUGGAACGCAUCGGUGCCCGGGCGUUGUCGGCGCACUUGCGUAAGUUCUGCGACUACCUCGUGUUUGAGGUGACCAACCCGGCCGGCGGGCCGCACAUCAACAAGUGCGUCGACGCGAUCAACGACAUCAUCUGGAAGUACAACAUCGUUACCAUUGAUAGACUUGUUUUGUGUUUGGUACUGCGCCCCAACCCGGACGGUAAUGAGAGCCAAGUCUGCCUCUACAUCAUCCAGCUACUCCUGCUAAAAGGCUCCGAGUUAAGAAACCGAGCUCAGGACUUUGUAAAAGAAAACUCACCGGAACAUUGGAAGCAAAAUAAUUGGUACGAUAAACAUAUAGCGUUCCAUAGAAAAUACCCAGAAAAGUUCGCGCCGGAGGAGGCAAACAAUGCUUACGGAGGUCCAAUUCCUGUGUACCUGAGUAACGUGUGCCUCAGGUUUAUUCCCGUUCUGGACAUCGUGGUGCACCGACAUCUGGAGAUUCCAUCGGUUAGCAAGAAUCUGGAACAACUGCUGGAACAUCUUGGAUAUCUGUACAAAUUCCAUGAUCGUCCAAUCACGUUCUUGUACAACACAUUGCACUAUUAUGAGUCGAAACUUCGCGACAAGCCAUUAUUGAAGAGGAAAUUGGUGAAUGCUGUACUGGGCUCCUUGAAAGAGGUGCGUCCAGCUGGAUGGGCCACCACCGAAGCAUUCCAAGCCUAUCUUGCCAAAACUGACGUGGAAGCAACCGCCUGGACCGGUCCUGACCUCAAUUACUACCUCAGUCUAGUCAACAGAAUGGUAGACACUAUGACUGGCAGCUCACACUUCCCCAACACAGAUUGGCGAUUCAAUGAAUAUCCGAACCCCUCGGCACAUGCGUUGUACGUGACGUGUGUGGAGUUGAUGUCACUGCCUCUAGCGCCGAAUUUCGUCGGUAACACUCUCCUGGAUGUGAUCACCAAAGGUUUUGUCGUAAUACCACCCACUAAGAUCCAACUUUGGAUCAAUGCGAUCGGUCUGAUAAUGGCUGCGUUACCUGAUCCCUACUGGACCGUCCUUCAUGACCGUAUACUGGAGUUGAUAACAAACAAUGAAAUGACGGAAUGGCCGUAUCCUCACACGCCAUUCCAACUCUUCAAUCUCACUACAACCAAUGACGCCAUGUUGGAAAACAAAUACAGCUUGACUUUGGCACUGGCUCAUGCUAUUUGGUACCAUGCAGGCGCUGGACAGAUUAUGCAAGUACCGCAAUUUAUUAAAGAAAAGCUGUCAGUGGAAGUGCAUACUGAGAUUCAGCUUCUGUACCUGUGUCACCUGGUGGGGCCGUUCUUGCAGCGGUUCAACUCGGACUUGUCUCGGGCCGUGAUGGACAUCACUAUCACACUGUACGAGCUACUGGCACACAUUGACAAGUCCCAGCAGCAUCUACAGUACAUUGACCCCAUAUGCGACUUACUCUAUCACAUAAAAUAUAUGUUCGUCGGCGACACCAUGAAGAACGAAGUCGAGAGUGUUAUCCGCAAACUGCGGCCGGCCUUGCAGAUGCGUCUGCGUUUUAUUACUCAUUUGAAUGUGGAACAGAUAAAUACCGCCUAGCAGAACGAUUACUACAGCUACACGCCGUCUAGUUCGAGCUCCAGCUCGGAAUAAACGGCGUGGCUGUAGUGCCUCAGUGCUAAUUGUGAACAAAGUGAGCAGUGAACUCUCCACGAAUAACGAGUGUUUGUCUAUUUUGUGAUUCCAUUGUAACACUAGCGUUUGUUAAGAGUCAACAUGUUGGUUGUGAAUUCACACAGCAUACAAACUGAAUUAGUAUAAUAAAUUUAAUACAUCACAAAAGCAACGGAUUGCCUGACUUCUAUAGCAAUAGAUAGUCUAAAUAUAGUCACAUAUUUUCUUAUUAAGCAUUUUACUGUAAAAUAUGUUGGUUGAUAUUUCAACUGGAAAGUAAUGUCUGCAAUAAACUAGUAUAUAGUGAACUAACGAUCGAACGUCAUAUGGACAAAAUCUGGUACAUAAUGUAUUCUUGACAUAAGCAAUUUAGGAUGUUAGGAGAAUAUUUGUAUACAAAUACAUCGUUAUAUAAGAUAGCGAUACAAGAAACAUGAACACUAUGGUUCAGUGCAAUCUACAUAAUCACAUUAAUGAAUAAGACACCAAUUUUUACAUUAAGAUUACUACAAUAGAUAUUUUACAUCGAAAAUCAUCGAUUUCAGUUUAUCAAAAGAGAUCCAUUAUUUUUAGAAUAAUUACCAAUUUACCAGCACCAUCAUAUCGAACUAAUUUAUUAAUUAAUAUUUCACCGUCGUACUUAAAGUUAUUUAAUGGUUACUUAACCCAAUCCUUAGUCAUUUUCAGAAAAGAAUCAUUACUAAGGAGAAGCAGUAAUCAUUAAAUGUCUCUGAGUACGGCAGUUCGUGUUUUAAUAAGUCUGAAGAAAUAGAGACGCUUAUUUCUUUUAUUGUCGUGUGUAUCUGUGUUGUCGUAUAUUUUGACGUAAUGUUUCUGAUAUAUUUGCUUAAAAUCAAUGUAUGUGAGAGUGCAAAUGAAAAUUACCUGGUGGUAAAGAAUGAGAUUAAGUAGAAAAAGUAGUUUAAGUGAGUGUCUAGAGUUAUUUGCCGACACUAGUAAUCGACGAUACAAUAAGUCGACUUUCCCAACUGAUGUUGUAAUUGUGCAUCAAAAAGUCACUGGAACAAUUUACCCUAAUACCCUUGAGAAUAGAAACAAAGUAAUUCUAAAAAUAUUAAAAAUUUAGUAAUAAAUAAUUUAGUAAUAAAGAAGUAUAAAUUAGUUAUACGAGAUAUAAUAUUAAAUGUUGUUUCGCUAGUGCUGAGUAGAUAGCUAUACUAGGAUACUGAUCAAAGUUUAUUGAAUUUAGAUAUAGAGCUCGAUACGAAUUAAAAGUUAUCGAUCACAAGAAAUAUUGGUAAGCUUUUGUGACCACACUUACGUAUUUCGCACAAGCAAUAUAAUGUGUAUUUUAUUUGUUAUUUAUUUUCAACAACAUAGCAAGCCAAUCGCUAUUUUUGAGGUUCUAUAUCUAAAAACAAAUAAUGAAACACUAAUGAUCACAGCAUUCUCCGUCCGUUAAUUUCUCUGUCAAAUUAAUUUAUGCGUGAAGUCAGCAGAUUUAUCGAUUUUAAUAAAUAUUUCUUGCGAUUAUAGCAUAUUAUAUGUUGUGAAUUUAUAACGUUUAAUGCUAAUUCAAGUUAUUACUUUCAUCAGAACAUGUUAUUCUGUAUUUUUGCCAGCAACAUGUACCUUAUUCUACUUAGGAACCCUCAUUUCAUGGAGGUCAUUUCGCCGAUUAUUAAGCCAAAUCAGGGAUAAUUAUUAAGAUUUAAUUCAUAUGAAAGUAACCAAAUGUUAUUUUAUUAUUUACCAAACGUGUAUUUUGUUUAAACGUAUUUGGUAUGAUUGUUAGUUUGUUUAACUAACCAGCAAAUUGAUUAUUUGAAUAUUUGAUUAUAAUAAUAUGACUUAUUAUUUUUAUUGUAAAAUUAAACACAUUUAUAAUCUCUCGCUUAAUUUUUCUGCCGCCUAUUUUUGCUUGUAUAGUGAAAAAACAUGGGUGACAACAAUUCUGCACAGCCGCUAGUUUUUGAUGUUAUAACAACCAUAAAGGCAUUAAAAUUGUGAUAUUUGCAACCCAAUUUCUAAAUGAUAUAUGCAAUGGUUACUAAACUUAGGUAUGGUACCAAGUACAGGAUAAAUGCAAUAAUAUUUCAGUAGAUUUAUUAUGUAAUAGCGUUAGAGUUGUUGUAAUUGAUGCUGUAGUCUGUCUUAGAUCAUCACUUAGCUACUUUUUAAGGUAAAUUGUAAAAAAUGACUGUUUUCACACUAGGAAUUGAAUAUGGUUGCCAAUUCGUGCAAUGUAUUAUUAUAAAUACCUUGCCAUCACAAAUUUUUCAAUAGUGAGAAUCCUAAGGCGACUAAAGAGUAAGUUUAGCUAAUUUCUCUUUAGAUCGUCAAGGAUGGAUAGAUGUAAUUGUAAUUUUAAUAAAUGCGAAACCUCGCUUUAAUAUUAGAAGUCUAGUUAAAAUAAGUUAGCCUUAAUAUAAUGUUGUAAUGAUCAAAAUACUUAAACAGUGAGGAAAAGAAUCACAACUUUAUUAUAAAAGAAAUGUAUUAUGCAGUUAUUACAUAUCGUUUAGGAAUUGGGUUGUUUGCUGCGAACAGAUUUAAGCGUAACUUUGCAUAAUUUUAUAUAAGUUUUUAUGUAGUAUUUAUACUAUGUACUGAACAAAUAAAUAUUUUAAAUCAUAAA